Molecule: messenger RNA, 1945 nt
Organism: Budorcas taxicolor (takin)
Lineage: Eukaryota; Metazoa; Chordata; Mammalia; Artiodactyla; Bovidae
Product: beta-glucuronidase-like
Exons: 11
Biological process (GO): glucuronoside catabolic process; carbohydrate metabolic process
Molecular function (GO): carbohydrate binding; beta-glucuronidase activity; signaling receptor binding
Source: RefSeq, a predicted model, not a curated record
AUGCAGGUGGAACUCCCGAGAAUUGGGUCCCUGGGCUGGUCGAGGCGUGACGACCUCCUAGGACCCCUGGACUGGUGGAUCCGAGAGCAGUCGGGCCCUACCCUGGACAUGCCGGUGCCGUCCAGCUUCAACGACGUGGGCCAGGAUGGGCAGCUGCGGAGUUUUGUUGGCUGGGUGUGGUAUGAACGGGAGCUCACCCUGCCCCAGCGGUGGACGGAAGACCUGGGCACGAGAGUGGUUCUGAGGAUCAGCAGCGCCCACUAGUAUGCCAUCAUUUGGGUGAAUGGGGUCCACGUGGUCGAGCACGAGGGGGGCCAUCUCCCCUUCGAGGCUGACAUCAGCAAGCUGGUCCAGAGCAGGCCCCUGUCCUCUUGCCGCAUCACCAUCGCCAUCAACAACACGCUGUCCCCCCACACCCUGCCGCCUGGGACCAUCCUCUACAAGACAGACCCCUCCAUGUACCCCAAGGGUUACUUUGUCCAGAACACAAAGUUUGACUUCUUCAACUACGUGGGACUGCAUCAGUCUGUGGUCCUCUACACCACACCUAACACCUACAUCGAUGACAUUACUGUCACCACUGAUGUGGACCAAGACAUUGGUGAGGCUCCUGCCAGGAUCUUUGUCCAGGGCAGUGACCACUUCCAGCUGGAAGUUUGUCUUCUGGAUGAGGAAGGCAAAGUCCUGGCCAAGAGGGCAGGGGUCCAGGGCCAGCUGCAGGUGCCCAGUGCCCACCUCUGGUGGACAUACCUGAUGCAUGAGCACCCUGCCUACCUGUACUCGUUGGAGGUGAAGGUGAUGGCGCAGACGGCCGUGGGGCCCGUGUCUUCCUUCUACACCCUCCCGGUGGGGAUCCGCACCGUGGCCGUCACCGAAAGCCAAUUCCUCAUCAAUGGGAAGCCGUUCUAUUUCCGAAGGGUCAACAAGCAUGAGGAUUCAGACAUCCGAGGGAAGGGCUUUGACUGGCCGCUGCUGGUGAAGGACUUCAACCUGCUUCGCUGGCUGGGUGCCAACGCCUUCCGCACCAGCCACUACCCCUACGCGGAGGAGGUGCUGCAGCUCUGUGACCGCUACGGGAUCGUGGUCAUCGACGAGAGCCCCGGCGUGGGCAUCGCGCUGGUGGAGAGCUUCAGCAAUGUGUCUCUGCAGCACCACCUGGAGGUGAUGGAGGAAAUGAUCCGCAGGGACAAGAAUCACCCGGCCGUUGUAAUGUGGUCCGUGGCCAAUGAGCCCGCUUCCUUCCUGAAACCGGCUGGUUACUACUUCAAGAUGCUGAUUGCCCACACUAAAGCCUUGGACCCCUCCCGGCCCGUGACCUUUGUGACCAACACCAACUAUGAAGCAGACCUGGGGGCGCCGUACGUGGACGUGAUCUGUGUGAACAGUUACUACUCCUGGUACCAUGACUAUGGGCACAUGGAAGUGAUUCAGCUGCAGUGGGCAACCCAGUUCGAGAACUGGUAUAAGGCCUACCAGAAGCCGAUGAUUCAGAGCGAGUACGGAGCAGAUGCCAUUGAAGGGUUUCACGAGAUGACUGCAGUGCUGCCUCCUCGCGCGUCAAAGACCAGCACCCCCCACACAUUCCCAUGAGAUGAAAACGCAGACCUUAUGCUCUGAGAACAUCUCAAAGAUCGUUAUAUCUCAGCACACGACAGACGUGAGCUCUUCUCCGGAGACUGAGUCCAUAGAUGUGGGCUCUGCUUUGCUCCCUCCUCACCUGGCAGGUCUCAGCUUCAGUGAAGCUUUCUGUGGCAAAUCAUGUAUCUGAUGAGGGGUUAAUACCCAAAACACAUAAAGAACUCAUACAGUGCAAUAGCAAAAAAUCAAACAAUCUGAUUUUUAAAAUGGGCAGAGGAACUAAGUAGACAUAUUUUCCAAAGAAGACACAGUUGGCCAGUACAUAUUUGAAGGUGUUCAACAUCACUAGUCAUAGGGAAAUGCAAAU